GGGAGUGAGCAGGGUCAUCGGAACCUUCCCUUGGUGUAAAAGUAAAACUGCAACGCGUUGGGUCAUCACCUUCCACUUCAUCGAUGGUGAUUCAGGGAGUAGGACCCACCAGUUGGCGUCUUGUCUAGUUCGAGUGGGUCGCACCCUAAUCCAACAACGAAGAAAAAUAGAUUGAAUAACUAGAAAUCUUAUUUGUCAUCUGCAAAUUUCCCGAGGAAGAUUGAACCAUGCUGCCUGUGAUUUUACGAUCAGAAAAACUCUGAAAUAAAUAAAUAGUGGUUUCCUUCCAUGGCAGAGUGCCGGCCAUCGGAUCACCUGUAACUCAGAGGACCCUCUUCACUCACAUUUGAAGCAAGUUUUCGUUUAGAAUUAACAAAAGAAAUGGGGAAGGUUGUUUUGUGGUUAGAAAUAGUCGUUCUGGCCUCUUUUUUUGGAGUGUUAAUCUCAGAGAAUUUCUUCGAGCCUUUCAAUGUGACCUACGAUCACAGGGCUCUCAUAAUUAAUGGGAAGCGUAGGAUGCUAGUAUCAGCUGGAUUACAUUAUCCUCGAGCAACACCUGAGAUGUGGCCAAAUUUGAUUGCCAAGAGCAAAGAAGGUGGGGCAGAUGUGAUUCAGACUUACACAUUUUGGAAUGGGCAUGAGCCAAUCAAAGGGCAGUUCAAUUUCAAAGGAAGAUAUAAUCUUGUCAAGUUUGUGAAGCUGGUUGGAUCAAAAGGACUUUAUCUUCAUCUUCGUAUAGGUCCAUAUGUCUGUGCUGAGUGGAAUUUCGGGGGUUUUCCUGUGUGGUUACGUGAUAUACCUGGCAUUGAAUUCCGAACUAAUAAUUCAUUGUUCAAGGAGGAAAUGCAUAGGUAUGUCAAGAUGAUAGUGGAUCUUAUGAAGCAGGAAAUGCUGUUUUCAUGGCAAGGUGGUCCUAUCAUAUUAUUGCAGGUUGAAAAUGAGUAUGGGAAUAUGGAAGCCUCAUAUGGAAAAGCGGGUCAGGAGUAUAUUUUGUGGGCUGCAAGAAUGGCGCUGGGACUCAAUGCUGGCGUUCCAUGGGUCAUGUGCAAGCAAACUGAUGCUCCGGGAAAUAUUAUAGAUGCCUGCAAUGAAUAUUAUUGUGAUGGUUACAAGCCCAAUUCGUAUCACAAGCCAACAAUGUGGACCGAGAAUUGGGAUGGAUGGUAUACAACUUGGGGUGGUAGGGUACCUCAUAGACCUGUUGAAGAUCUAGCAUUUGCUGUUGCUCGCUUUUACCAACGAGGUGGAAGUUUUCAAAAUUACUACAUGUUUUUUGGGGGAACCAACUUUGGUCGGACAUCUGGGGGACCAUUUUAUAUAACGAGUUAUGAUUAUGAUGCUCCAAUUGAUGAAUAUGGUCUUCUGAGCCAACCAAAGUGGGGACAUUUGAAGGAUCUGCAUGCUGCUAUAAAGCUUUGUGAACCAUCCCUAGUUUCGGUUGAUGACUCACCUGAAUAUAUGCGAUUGGGCCCAAAUCAGGAGGCGCAUGUUUAUUGGCGAUCUGGUCUUCAUAGUGACCUGAAUUCAAGUGUGUGGGGAAGUGAAAUAAGAUGUUCAGCGUUUCUUGCAAAUAUCGAUGAACACCAUUCAGCUAAUGUGAAGUUCCUUGGCAAAGUUUAUAGCUUGCCACCAUGGUCAGUAAGCAUUUUGCCAGAUUGUAAGAAUGUGGCUUUUAACACUGCCAAGGUUGGGGCCCAGAUUUCACUUAAAGCAGUCGAGAUGGAUUCUUCCUCACUUUCAAAAACAUCCAGUUCAGGGUACUUGUCACUUGAUAAUGAAGCAUCGUUUAUCUCGAAGACAUGGAUGUCAUUCAAAGAGCCGAUUGGUGCUUGGGGCCAGAAUAGCUUUACAGCAAAAGGCAUCUUGGAGCAUUUAAAUGUAACAAAGGAUACAUCUGAUUAUCUUUGGUAUAUUACCAGAAUACAAGUUUCUGAUGAAGAUGCUUUAUUUUGGGAGGACAAUGAGAUCAAUCCUGCACUUGCAAUUGAUAGUGCACGUGAUGUAGUUCGGAUUUUUGUAAAUGGGAAUCUUACAGGCAGUGCAAGUGGUAAAUGGAUUGCUGUAAAGCAACCUGUUAAUUUGGUGCGAGGAUACAAUGAGAUUGCACUAUUGUCGGUGACUGUGGGCUUGCAGAACUAUGGUGCUUUUCUUGAGAAAGAUGGAGCAGGAUUUAGAGGCCAAAUUAAGUUAUUGGGCUUUAAAAGUGGUGAGAAGGAUCUCUCGGAUUUAGUUUGGACGUAUCAGGUUGGAUUGAAGGGUGAAUUUUUGGAAUUAUAUGACUUGGAAGGGCAAAACAAUGUGGAGUGGUCUUCUUUAAGUCAAGACCCUAAGGAUUCUAUUUUCACCUGGUACAAGGCAUACUUCGAUGCUCCCAAAGGUACAAGUCCUGUAGCACUUGACUUGGGAAGUAUGGGAAAGGGUGAGGCUUGGGUUAAUGGUCACAGCAUUGGAAGAUACUGGUCCUUGGUUGCACCAAAAGAUGGAUGCCAGAAAUGUGAUUAUCGUGGAGCAUAUCAUGAAAGCAAGUGCACAACAAACUGUGGUCAAGUUACUCAACGUUGGUACCAUAUCCCGAGGUCAUGGUUACAAGCCUCUGACAAUCUUCUUGUCCUCUUCGAGGAAAUUGGAGGAAACCCAUUGGAGAUCUCCAUCAACUUGCAUGCCACGCAGACAAUUUGUGCCAAAGUUUUAGAGUCUCACUAUCCACCUCUCGACAUCUGGUCACAUCCCGAUUUUAUAAGUGGAAAGUUCUUGUACCAAUAUGUCAGUCCGCAACUAAGCCUUCGUUGCGACGAUGGACAGAAGAUCUCAGCCAUAACAUUUGCCAGUUUUGGCGAUCCCUAUGGGAACUGCCAAAAUUUCAGAUAUGGAACAUGUCAUGCCCCCAACUCCCUGGCCAUUGUCUCCAAGGCAUGUGAAGGACGAAGCAGCUGCACACUCAAUGUCUCCAACCAGGCUUUUGGCCAUGACCCUUGUCAAGGGAAGCUCAAGAGCUUGGCAGUGGAGGCAAAAUGCAUGCCAAGUUUAGACAUAGGCACUGCUAUCUAUUGACUGCUAACUGUCAAGGCUUAUAUGCUUGAAGAAAUUGCUAUAGUAAUGGAGUUGUGGAAUUUGCUUGUAUAUAAAAUAGGAUCUGGUAACUGCCUUUUAAUUGACCUUUUAUUGUCUUUUUAUGUACAGUAAGAUUAUGGAAAACCAAGGUCUUAGGUUUUGCUGAGUGAAAAAUAAUAUACAUUAUUUCCACUGUGAUAUACUCUUUCCUGUCUAUUGUGUACGAGAGAACAGAGAUUGCCUUAAUAAAUAUUAGAAUUACAUUGACUGCC
Amborella trichopoda is the source of this 3323-nucleotide messenger RNA. RefSeq names its product beta galactosidase 9 (gene BGAL9). Gene Ontology annotation, biological process: carbohydrate metabolic process. Lineage: Eukaryota; Viridiplantae; Streptophyta; Magnoliopsida; Amborellales; Amborellaceae. The record is from RefSeq and is a predicted model, not a curated record. Gene Ontology annotation, molecular function: carbohydrate binding; hydrolase activity, hydrolyzing O-glycosyl compounds.